Vitis riparia (riverbank grape) is the source of this 648-nucleotide messenger RNA. RefSeq lists its product as uncharacterized. The transcript has a single exon. Lineage: Eukaryota; Viridiplantae; Streptophyta; Magnoliopsida; Vitales; Vitaceae. The record is from RefSeq and is a predicted model, not a curated record. Bases 1 to 648 code for a protein of 215 amino acids.
AUGGAUGUUGUCCUACAGAUCUUCAAGCGAAGCAUCUGUCCAGGCACUCCAUUUUUUGAGUCACUAGCUAAGAAGCCUCCCACGACGAUGGACGACUUGUUUCGACAUGCGAACAAAUACUCAAUGCUUGAAGAUGACGUGCGGGCAGCCACCCAGCAAGUGUUGGUUGCCGGACAGCCGUCCAAGGGUAAUACAGAAGGAAGCGCCAAACUUCCGGACAGGCCAAGGCCAUCCGAUCGAAGGCAAGAAGGGCCAAGUCGCCCGGAAAUGCCACCCCUCACACCUCUCUCCAUAACUUAUGAGAAGCUUCUCCCUAUGAUCCAAAGCAUGUCCGAUUUCAGGUGGCCUAGACCCCUCGGAUUGGAUCCAUCCAGAAGGGAUCAUAACAAGAAAUCCGCUUACCACAAGGAGCAUAGCCACACAACGGAGACAUGCAAAAGCCUUCAAUAUUUGGUGGAAAGGUUUAUAAAGGCGAGACAUUUAAGGCAAUACCUCCGCUCAUAUGCCAGAGAUAAAGACGCCUCCCGGAACCACAACUCUAGAGCCCCCGCGGUUCCAGCCGCCCCCAAAGCCGUCAUAAACUACAUUAAUGGAGGCCCAUCGGAUGAGGAGUUCAACUCCAAACGAAAAAGACAGAAAUUGUUGUGA